Guyanagaster necrorhizus is the source of this 963-nucleotide messenger RNA. RefSeq names its product Aldo/keto reductase. The transcript is spliced from 4 exons. The coding region runs from base 1 to 963 and encodes 320 amino acids. Gene Ontology annotation, molecular function: oxidoreductase activity. The record is from RefSeq and is a predicted model, not a curated record. NCBI's taxonomy places the organism in Eukaryota, Fungi, Basidiomycota, Agaricomycetes, Agaricales, Physalacriaceae.
AUGUCGCAACCACCGCAAUGGUCGAUCCCCCUCCUUGACGGCGCCCAGAUUCCUUGGCUAGGCUGGGGAAAUGGCUCCGGGGACGCGAGGAAGACCGCCCUCGAGUCAGGCAGCGAAGCCCUACGCGUCGGCAUCCGUCACAUCGACACCGCUCAGAACUAUCGCAAUGAAGCCAAUACAGGCGAGGUCAUUGCGAAAUCUGGUGUCGGGAAAGAGGCUGUCUGGGUUACCAGCAAGAUCUCCGAACGCUCGCCGUCCCCCGAUUCCAAGGAUACCAAGGAUGUUCCCGUUCCCAUUGCUCAAGUCCGUGCAUCUAUCGACGAGUCUCUCGCCAAACUUGGCUUCAUCCCCGAUCUUUUCCUCAUCCACAAUCCCUACGUUGCCGAGGACCAAGAUGCGUCUCUCAAGAAGUUGUGGCGAAUUCUUGAGGAUCUCAAGGACGAAGGGAAGCUCAAGAGUAUUGGCGUUAGCAAUUUCCGUCCCCAGGAUCUUAAUCUUAUUCUCGAAGGCGCCCGUCACAAACCUGUCGUUAACCAGCUUGAGUACCAUCCUUAUGUGCUCGCUCAUCUCGAGCCUGUCCUUGCUAUCCAGAAGGAGCACGGCAUCGUCACGGAAGCCUAUGGUCCUCUUACCCCAGCCAUUCGUCAUCCCACAGGUGGGCCUCUGCAGCCUAUCCUGAUCAAAGCCUCUUCCGCCGUCGACCCGGGCUUCAUCUCUGCACCCUUUGACCCUUCCGCGGUGCUUCUCCUAUGGGUCCGGGCUAUGGGGGUGGUUGCUGUAACUGCAUCCGGAAAUAAAGGCCGCAUUCGCCGUCUCGCUGAGAUUUCGUACCUCCCUGAAGGCCUUCUCGAUCCCGAAGAGGUACAGGAGAUCUCUGAUGUGGGAAAGACGGUACAUUGGCGUUAUUAUACCGAACAUAUGGAAAAGGACUUCCCGCUCCCUCAGCUCCCAACCGGUCUCUGA